Columba livia (rock pigeon) is the source of this 3019-nucleotide messenger RNA. Its product is annotated as espin. The coding region runs from base 50 to 2617 and encodes 855 amino acids. The transcript is spliced from 13 exons. Gene Ontology annotation, biological process: actin filament bundle assembly. The record is from RefSeq and is a predicted model, not a curated record. Lineage: Eukaryota; Metazoa; Chordata; Aves; Columbiformes; Columbidae. Gene Ontology annotation, molecular function: actin filament binding. Gene Ontology annotation, cellular component: cytoplasm.
CACGCAGUGCCAAGCGGCGGCCGGGGCCGCCGCCGGGGCCGCCGCCGGGAUGGCGCUGGAGCGGGCGCUGCUGGCGGCGAGGCAGGGCGACGUGGAGGCGCUGCGGGGGCUGCGGGCGGCCGGGCUGCUCCGGCCGGGGCUGCGGGACGCCCUGGGCGCCUCCCCCGCUCACCACGCCGCCCGCGCCGGCCGCCUCGCCUGCCUCCGGUAUCUGGCGGCCGAGGCCGCGCUCCCCGGGGACGCGCGGGCGCGCAACGGGGCCACGCCGGCCCACGACGCCGCCGCCACCGGCAACCUCGCCUGUCUCCAGUGGCUGCUCACGCAGGGGGGCUGCGGCGUGCAGGAUACAGACAACUCCGGUGCCACCAUCCUACACCUGGCAGCCCGCUUCGGUCACCACGAGGUGAUCGACUGGCUCCUCCGCUUCGGGGGCAGCGACCCCACGGCGGCCACAGACACGGGAGCGCUGCCCGUCCACUACGCCGCGGCCAAAGGGGAUUUCCCGUCCCUGCGACUCCUCUUGGGACACUGCCCAAGCACGCUGAGUGCCCAGACCAAAACAGGGGCCACCCCGCUGUACCUCGCCUGCCAGGAGGGCCACCUGGAGAUCAUCCAGUACCUGGUGCAGGACUGUGGGGCUGACCCCCAUGCGCGUGCCCACGAUGGCAUGACCCCGUUGCACGCCGCUGCCCAGAUGGGCCACAACACCGUCAUCGUCUGGCUGAUGAGCUUCACGACGGUGAGCCUGUCGGAGCGGGACGCCGAGGGGGCCACGGCCAUGCACUUUGCUGCCAGCCGUGGCCACGCCAAGGUGCUGAGCUGGCUGCUGCUGCACGGCGGGGAGAUCACAGCAGAUGGCUGGGGCGGGACACCGCUGCACGACGCCGCUGAGAACGGCGAGCUGGAGUGCUGCCAGAUCCUGGUGGUGAAUGGCGCCGACCUCAGCAUCCGCGACCAGGAUGGCUACACAGCGGCUGACCUCGCUGACUACAAUGGCCAUGGCCACUGCGCCCAGUACCUGCGCACGGUAGAGAACAUGAGUGUGGAGCACCGCGUGCUGUCGCGAGACCCCUCGGCGGACGGGGAGUGCCGGCAGCCCGACUCGGGCAUGUCGUCCCCCAACACCACAACGUCGGCGCCCCAGGCACGCUUCGAGGUGGGCUCCCCCGUCAGCACCCUCUCCAACUACGACUCCUGCCACUCCAGCCAGUCCAGCACCGGGGAGAAGAGGGGCGGCCCCGCGGGGGCCCCCGCUGCCCGGGUGCCCGAGCCGGCGCUGGCGGACAUGCAGGCGUACAUGGACAUGCUGGAUCCCGAGACACGGCCGCGGGGCCGGGGGCCGGCAAGCGAGGGCCCCCCGCCACCCCCGCCCCCCACCUUUCCCCCGCCACCACCCCCACCCCCUGCUGCCCAGCCGCCCCCGCCACCCCCUGGCUACCCCGCGCCCGCACCCCCCACCGCCCCCCACACCGCCGACAUCUACGUGCGGGCCAAGAACAACCUGCGGCACGUGGAGAGCCAGGCGCUGCGCCGAGAGCUGACAUCCCGCGAGAGCAGCCCCGAGGGCCUGCGCCGUGCCGACUCCACCAGGCGGUCGAGGAAUUUUGGCAAGCAGCCGAGCACCGGUGACUACUACAAGCACCUGGGGCACGGUGCGGCUGAGCAGCCUGGCCCCCGGCGAAUGGCGCACAGCGAGGAGGUGAGCCCUGGCCUCGCGCCGUGUGCCUGCACGUGGCUCCAUGGCACCGGGCGACGCCUUCCCGUGCUCUUCCAGGCAUCACCCAUCUCAGCGGACACCAUGCGCAACGGCGACAGCAAGCCCAGUGCCGAGCUGCCGCCACCACCGCCGCCCCCGCCGCUGCCUGAUGCUGCCUGCCCACCGCCCCCACCGCCGCCCCCGCUGGCUGAGACCCCUGCCGGCCCCCGCCGCUCCUCCUCCUCCACGGGAAGCACCAAGUCCUUCAACAUGAUGUCCCCCACCGGCGACAACUCGGAGCUGCUGGCUGAGAUCAAGGCCGGGAAGAGCCUCAAGCCGACGCCGCAGAGCAAAGGCUUCACCACCGUCUUCUCCGGCAGCGGCCAGGCAGGCGCCAACGCAGACUCGCCGGCGUCCUCGCCGUCUCCCACCAGGACGCCCACCCCGCCCGCCACCCCCGAGGCUGCCGCGCCGCCGCGCUGCCUGGCGGGGGGCUCGCCGGAGCCGGUGCUGAACGGGAGCUCGCCGGUGCCGGCGGCGGGCGCGGGGGCGCCGGUGGAGGCAGAGACGCUGGUGCCGAGCCACGACGAGCAGGGUCGGCCCAUCCCUGAGUGGAAGCGGCAGGUGCUGGUGCGCAAGCUGCAGCUCCGCAUGCAGGAGGAGGAGGAGCAGCGGCGCAAGGAGAAGGAGGAGGAGGCACGCCUGGCCAGCAUGCCAGCCUGGAGGAGGGACAUCCUGCGCAAGAAGCUGGAGGAGGAGAGGGAGCAGAAACGGAAAGAGCAGGAGAAGCAGAAGCGGGAGGAAGAGGAGAAGGAGAAGGAGCAGUCAGAAAAGCUAAGGACUCUCGGGUACGAUGAGACAAAGCUGGCGCCCUGGCAGCGGCAGAUCAUCCUCAAGAAGGGGGACAUAGCCAAGCACUAGCCACGCCACACUGCAUCCCGGCUCUUCGUGGCGGGAGGAGGCCGGUGGGUCACACCGCAGACCGGGACGCGCCUUGGCACCCUCCUCCCGCCAUGGAUGGCUGUGUAGCCCGACCCGGAGGAGCCCCCCACUGCCUCGGGCACACGUAGCCCCCCAUCCUGCUGCCACCCCAUCCUGCCCUUUGCAAAGCGAGCUAUUGCGGUGAGGGGCACCUGGCUCCAUGCGGGACGCCCGGCUUACGCACUGCGGUGGGCUCACCGUGCUGCUGGCUCCCCGUGCUCCCCACUGGCAUCACUUGCCUCCAAUCCUGCCCCUCCUGGCUCCAGAGCCGCUCGAGGCUGGCUCCCGGCUCACCUCUGCUCCGGACCGCCUGCCUUUCCAGCAAUUAAAGCGAUGAACCCA